This is a messenger RNA of Daldinia caldariorum, 1402 nucleotides long. RefSeq lists its product as uncharacterized. NCBI's taxonomy places the organism in Eukaryota, Fungi, Ascomycota, Sordariomycetes, Xylariales, Hypoxylaceae. The transcript is spliced from 2 exons. The record is from RefSeq and is a predicted model, not a curated record. The coding region runs from base 142 to 1308 and encodes 388 amino acids.
UGAAUGCAAUGAUGGCUACCUGGUAUGAAAAGGAGAUAUAAUUCCAUCCUCCUAGGUUUAAACCUGUCGUGAAUCCAGGUCUAGUCAAGACGACUAGAAGAAGGGCAUCUACCAUCUGAAUAGUUCCAAAGACCGUUGGAAAUGGAUGGCAUACUGAAGCGUCAAGCCUCCUUUCCAAACUGGACUCAAACCCCUAUCCCGGGCUUUGAAGUCUCGGCCUCGGGCCUCCUCGCGCUCGCGGACCUAGGAACCAUAGCUAAGCGCACGCAGAUAGUAGGAGGCUCGUCAUGGCUCGACGCACUGCUUCUCGCUCCAGGCCUGCAUUACCAGCAAGCUGCCGACGCGCUUGCCGGUAGUACCGAGUCGUACAGCGCCGUCGAGCUGUAUGAGGGCCGGACGUCGACACACAAUAUCACCAACACCGCUACCCAGAGUUACUUAGAACGCGUGGGUAUGGUCGGGCAAAGGGUCACCGUCGACGUAGGCAUGAUGCCCGAGCGGAAUUAUUACUUCCCCGGUGGCCGGCGCCAGUCUCCCGGCCAGCGAGCUACCAUAUGGAGUGACCAAGGCGCCGACUUAGGCUGGGUCUCCCACGUAUUGUACCUCAUGAGCCCCGCGCUCACCAUCACCGCCUUCGUAUUCAUGAUCCUGCUUCGGGAGUGGUGGGGCGUGGCGUCCCUUCUCGCCCUCAUGCUAUCCCGCGUCUUGAAUAUCUGGGUCAUCAAGCAGCGGUCGAAGCCCCCCGUGGCUCCGCCCCCCAAACCCGACGUCAGCAGCCUAUUGACGGAGUACCUGGUCGAUCUGGGCGAAGGCCGCUCCGUCUGCCUGCGCGGCGUGGCCGAGGACCUACAGGCUAUCACGACGACGUCGUGGCUGCGCGCCAAGACGCACCUCGACGGGUACCUCGAGGCGGCCGCCAAACUGAUCGUGUACGUGGUGGCCGCCUUCAGCGGCAACAUGACGCAGGUCGGCUCCAUCAUCUUCAUGCUGCUGUUGCUCAUCACCGCUGGCCUCCUGGGGCUGAGCAACGCGCACGCGAAAACGUUCCGCAUGCACGGCCGUCUCGCUGCGCCGACCGUCGAUCACCUCCCCAACGGCCCCGGCAAGUCUGUCGCUACGCCGUACCCGCCUAGCGACUCGGAUAGCAAAGGGGGAGGAGGAGGAAGCAGCUUCUCCUUCUGGCCUCCGUCGAUGACGGCGAGGUCGUCGAGCGGGUUCACGGGGAUGGACGAUUUCGCGGAGAAGGGACAGGUUGGCGGCGUGUUGAGGGACAGGUAUCCCUUCGACAAGUCGACUGAUUACAGGUAGUACGGGUGGUGAGCGAGUGCGUUGCAUGAUGAUUUACUCGUCCACCUGCCAAAGGUAGUUAGGCUAUUUCGCGGUCAUUCCGACAUACAUGCGA